Messenger RNA from Striga asiatica, 1122 nucleotides. The record is from the annotation of a GenBank genome assembly. Lineage: Eukaryota; Viridiplantae; Streptophyta; Magnoliopsida; Lamiales; Orobanchaceae.
AUGGGAGCCCUGAAAACCAUCCUCUUCACGUUGCUUCUCUUUCAGGCAACAAAAGUCCACGCACAAAAGAAUGAUUGUCAGUCUCGACUCUGUGGCCACAAACCCCUUCUUAGUACGGUUCCUUUUUCGGUCACUGGCAACAAAAGCUCGAUGGCCGUAUUGAACCUCCAAAACUCGGGCGAUUUUUUUGUUCGCCAUAUAAACUAUCUUUCUCAAGAAAUCCAACUCUAUGACCCGGACAACUGCCUUCCGAAAUGCUUCUUGAGCUUGAACCUCUCGAGCACUCCUUUUACAGCUGAGUACUCGGAAGACUACACUUUCAUUAGCUGUCCACACAAGCUGACUGCACCAACUUCUUUUACCACCAUUGACUGCCUUAGUAAUUCGACUGUGUCGGUAGUUGCAGCUUUAGCCACAGAUGCUGCUCGGCAUUUGAAUACAUGCAGCUAUAGCCGAGUGAUAAGAUUUUUUGUUUUCCUGUCCUGGAACAGUUGUCUAUCUGGGUUUGACAUAGUUCACAAGCAAAGGCAACUCACGGGGUUUGAAAAUUUUCAAAAUAAUCGCACUAUCCAUAGUCAUACCGAGCGUGGCAUCAGGCAUGUUCAAUAUAGGUAUAGUCGGAAGCAGGGCUGCUCGGCAUAUGGCCGCCAUACAAACGCCACAUCAGCCAGCAGCAAGAGGGCUGGACGAGUCCACCAUAAAGUCAUACGAGAGAUGGUUGUUGUAGGAGAGAGCCAGCGCCUGCCAGGGCCCAAUAGUGCCACGUGUCCCAUAUGCUUGGUAGAAUAUCACCCAAAAGACAAGCUAAGAUGCAUGCCUCGCUGUAAUCACUGUUUCCAUUCUGAUUGCGUGGAUGAGUGGUUGAGAUUGAACGAAUCAUGCCCCCUCUGCCGCCGUUCUCGGUUCUCCUUUGCCUUCUCGACCUCAUGCAUCCCUUCCGCCGCGACGUUGCGACUCUACACACGCCCCUUCCGCCAAUCUCACUGCCCACCUAUUCAACAGUCUCACCGGAACCAAACCUUAGAUUUUUUAUGGCAUUUCCCGACGCUCGUCUCCGUCCGCACCCACACCAUGGCGGUCGCGGCCGCCACCUCGUUCUCCAAGCAUCCAAAAGCUGAUGGC